This is a messenger RNA of Rangifer tarandus platyrhynchus (Svalbard reindeer), 1992 nucleotides long. The record is from the annotation of a GenBank genome assembly. Lineage: Eukaryota; Metazoa; Chordata; Mammalia; Artiodactyla; Cervidae.
AUGGCCUGUCUGAUGGCCACUUUCUCGGUCGGCACCGCCAUGAACGGCUCUUCAGGGAUGACCGAGCCCAAGUCAGUGUGCGUCUCCGUGGACGAGGUAGUCUUCGGCAACAGGGACGCCAUGGAGAAGGAGCUGCUGAACGGACAUCUGAAGAAGGAGGACAACAAUCUCACAGAAGCCCAGCGCCUCUCCUCCCUGCCUCGGAGAGCGGCAGUGAACAUCGAGUUCAGGGACCUCUCCUACUCUGUCCCAGAAGGCCCCUGGUGGAGGAAGAAAGGAUACAAGACACUUUUGAAAGGCAUUUCUGGAAAGUUCAACAGUGGAGAGCUGGUGGCCAUCAUGGGUCCUUCUGGGGCUGGGAAGUCCACACUCAUGAACAUCCUGGCUGGAUACAGGGAGACCGGCAUGAAGGGUGAGGUCCUCAUCAAUGGGCUUCCCCGGGACCUGCGCUGCUUCCGGAAGGUGUCCUGUUACAUCAUGCAGGAUGACCUGCUGCUGCCACACCUGACCGUGCAAGAGGCCAUGAUGGUAUCCGCACACCUCAAACUCCAGGAGAAGGAUGAAGGAAGAAGGGAGAUGGUCAAGGAGAUCCUGACAGCCCUGGGCCUGCUGUCUUGCGCCAACACGCGAACUGGCAGCCUCUCGGGUGGCCAGCGGAAGCGACUGGCCAUCGCGCUGGAGCUGGUGAACAACCCUCCGGUCAUGUUCUUCGAUGAGCCCACCAGUGGCCUGGACAGUGCCUCCUGCUUCCAGGUUGUCUCCCUGAUGAAGGGGUUGGCCCAGGGCGGCCGGUCCAUCAUCUGCACCAUCCACCAACCCAGUGCCAAGCUCUUCGAGCUGUUUGACCAGCUCUAUGUCCUCAGUCAAGGACAGUGUGUGUACCGAGGGAAAGUCUCAAACCUUGUACCGUAUUUGAGGGACUUAGGUCUGAAUUGCCCAACCUACCACAACCCGGCCGAUUUCGUCAUGGAAGUCGCGUCCGGCGAGUACGGUGACCAGAACGGCCGCCUGGUGAGAGCGGUCUGGGAGGGCAAGUGCGACUCUGACUGCAGGAGAGAGCCUGGGGGCGAUGCCGAGGUGAAUCCUUUUAUUUGGCACCGGCCCUCUGAAGAGGACUCCACUUCCAUGGAAGGCUGCCACAGCUUCUCUGCCAGCUGCCUCACCCAGUUCUGCAUCCUCUUCAAAAGGACUUUCCUCAGCAUCAUGAGGGACUCGGUCCUCACGCACCUGCGGAUCACGUCCCACAUCGGCAUCGGCCUCCUCAUUGGCCUGCUCUACCUGGGGAUUGGGAACGAAGCCAAGAAGGUCCUGAGCAACUCUGGCUUCCUCUUCUUCUCCAUGCUCUUCCUCAUGUUCGCGGCCCUCAUGCCCACCGUCCUCACAUUUCCUCUGGAGAUGAGCGUGUUUCUCCGAGAACACCUGAAUUACUGGUACAGCCUGAAGGCCUACUACCUGGCCAAGACCAUGGCGGACGUGCCCUUUCAGAUCAUGUUCCCCGUGGCCUACUGCAGCAUCGUGUACUGGAUGACGUCCCAGCCGUCUGACGCUGUGCGCUUUGUCCUGUUCGCGGCUCUGGGCACCAUGACGUCACUGGUGGCGCAGUCCCUGGGCCUGCUGAUCGGAGCCGCGUCCACGUCACUGCAGGUGGCGACCUUCGUGGGACCCGUCACAGCCAUCCCCGUGCUCCUCUUCUCAGGGUUCUUUGUCAGCUUUGACACGAUCCCCACCUACUUGCAGUGGAUGUCCUACGUCUCUUACGUCAGGUAUGGGUUUGAAGGGGUCAUCCUCUCCAUCUACGGCCUCGACCGGGAGGACCUGCACUGUAACACCAACGAGACUUGCCACUUCCAGAAGUCAGAGGCUAUCCUGCGAGAGCUGGAUGUGGAGAACGCCAAGCUCUACUUGGACUUCAUUGUCCUGGGGAUUUUCUUCAUCUCCCUGCGUCUCAUCGCCUACCUCGUGCUGAGAUACAAAAUACGGGCCGAGAGGUAA